GAGUUGAGUUGUAAAAACAACUCGCUUCCUCCGUGACGAUGGGCGAUUCCAAUACAUAAACAGGAAAUGCGUGUACCGUGAUCCUUACAAGUGUGUUUUAGAAUAUCACAUGUACACUGUACAUGCUUGUCCAGUAUACAUGUACAAACAGGAAAAAUGAAAACAUAACAUCAUGUAACACGGAAAUCUUCCUCCACGUGGUAAUUGCUUCUUUUCUCUCAAUAAGUUUGGGUUUCUAAAGUUUGAAUUAGGAAAAGGUGUUUGGUGUUUGUGGACAACGAAAAUUGUUUGAUUGCCCGAAGGAAACUGGAAUUCAGAUGGUGUGAAAAUGGAAAGAGCUGACCUACUGGGGAUCAAGAAAUCGAAGCAUGGUUGGAUUAAAUGAUUCUUCAGUUCAUACAAUGUCUACGUAGUUGGUGAUCACGUUCUCGUGGACUCUUAUGCGUCUAUAUUGCUGGUAAUUUGAGCCACUCGACCUACAUUACAUAAACAUGUGACGUCGCUGUCAGUUGCUGUAUAAACAAUUGGAACGUUUACUAUUGAAGUCGCACCAGCAGUUUGUCGACAAGAAUAAUAUUAUUAUUAAGAAAGAAGCCCAGGAUGGACUCCAAUAGCACCAUGGCUGAUCUUGGAGCUCAUGCUGCCGUUGUGACGAGAAUGACGUCAAAGGAUCGUGAAGGAGGACAGCAAACAGAUUCUAACGGAGAGACUGUUGAUGAAGUACUAAAUGUCCAUCCAUCCUUCUUAGAAUGUUCCGGUUGCAAUGAAUCAAUUCAUGAACGCUACUUCUUACGAGCUAUGGAUAAAUACUGGCAUGAAGACUGCUUAGCAUGCGACCUCUGUCAAUGUCGACUUGGUGAAGUAGAUUGUUACUUAUACAUCAAGAUGGGUCGGAAACUGUGUAAACGAGAUUACCUCAGAUUGUUUGCUCCGAGUGGUGUUUGUUCAGCAUGUAACCGAUCUAUACCAGCUUAUGAUCUCGUUAUGACAGUUACACCUGGACGGGUGUUUCACCUCGAGUGCUUCAAAUGCUCACAAUGUGAAAAACAUUUCUGUGUUGGUGAUAAAUAUUACCUGAUGGGAUCAAAUAUCGUCUGUGAGGAUCAUUGAAGGUUCAAACAACAUGGAAACAAAACAAGAAGUCUCCAAAUUAUAAAUGUCUAAGAAGUCACAACUUGUUUAACUUGCGGAUAUAAUCAAGUCCAUGUGACAAUCUGUUUGGGAUGAGUCUGAAAAGAUCCGGUGUGGUCUCGACGUUUCGAACAGUUUUCUCUGCUCGUCUCCAGAAUGUUCUGAAGACGUACCCGCAUUUGUACAAAAUGAUGGUCCAGAAGAGAGCCAUUGAAAUAGUAGUAUGGGACAUUAUGAAGAAGGAACUUCCAUUCAGUUACAAAAUAAUAUUUGGUUGAUUAUAACUUUAGCCUGUGGAUUACUCGUCACUAAUAGAGUGCUCGUCACUAAUAGAGUGCUUGUCACUAAUAGAGUUCUCCACCCGCCUUCAGUCCUGACAGCUCCAGCCCCUGAUAACUGCCUAAUCAUCGGAUGCUACAAGAUGUACCUUAUGACCUCGCAAUUGUUUUACAUGGAGAUUCGCGGUCAAUUCACAUGUACAUUGUGCAUAUAAAACAUAGUGGUUAAAUACAACAUUACCAUGUACAAACAAUUUGCUCAGGCUGCAUACAGACGAUCUAAAGUGCAAGGUGACAACUAAAAUUUGCAUCACCUCGGACAAUUCAGGAAAGCUUACGUCAUUGCACGUUUAUCCGAUGAGAUCAAUGUUGCGGAUAAAGACAGUAGACCAGUUUAUAUGUGACAACAGAGGGUGCCACCGCCCCGUCUUAUAAAUAGCCAAAAUCUUUAUACUUGUUUUUAGCUACAACCCAUUUCACCAAAAUGCCCCCCCCCCCACCCUCAUAAUGCAAUUUUACAGUUUAAGUACAUCUUAGUGAUAUUGUAUUUUUGAUAGUGUUGAAAUAAAUUUAUAAGUCAAUACAAU
This is a messenger RNA of Asterias rubens (European starfish), 1996 nucleotides long. Its product is annotated as rhombotin-2-like. The record is from RefSeq and is a predicted model, not a curated record. The coding region runs from base 601 to 1110 and encodes 169 amino acids. NCBI's taxonomy places the organism in Eukaryota, Metazoa, Echinodermata, Asteroidea, Forcipulatida, Asteriidae. The transcript has 4 exons. Gene Ontology annotation, cellular component: nucleus. Gene Ontology annotation, molecular function: DNA-binding transcription factor binding; transcription coactivator activity. Gene Ontology annotation, biological process: positive regulation of transcription by RNA polymerase II.